Molecule: messenger RNA, 663 nt
Organism: Racocetra persica
Lineage: Eukaryota; Fungi; Glomeromycota; Glomeromycetes; Diversisporales; Gigasporaceae
Source: the annotation of a GenBank genome assembly
ACUGUGGUGGAUUUUCAUGCAACAUGGUGUCAACCAUGCCAUAUGAUCGCGCCUGUUUUUAAUGAAUUAAGUUCAAAAUAUAGACAUGCUAACUUUGCGAAGGUUGAUGUUGAUCAAUUACAAGAUGUCGCUACUACAGCUCAAGUCAGAUCAAUGCCAACAUUCAAGUUUUUCAAGAACGGUCAGCAAGUUGCGCAAUUGAUAGGCGCCAAUGUUGAAGAACUCAGAAGGCUCGUUGCGCAGCAUGUGGGAUCACCUGAAGAAAGUGGUGACACAUAUAUUGAAUCGGAUGUUGAUGAACAGCUCUUGAUAUCUGUUCCCUUUAAUCAAGCUGUUAAGCUUCACUCAAUAAAGCUUGUCGCGAAUGAUAUUGAGCAAGCUCCAAAGACGAUCAAACUUUAUGCUAACAGAAUCAAUAUCGGCUUCGAUGAAACGGAUUCUACCGAGGAGACACAAUUACUCCAAUUGACUCAGAAAGAUUACGAAGAAAAUGCUAUUAUCCCAUUAAGAUUUGUUAAAUUUCAAAGUGUGACAAAUAUUAUUUUAUUUAUCGAGGAUAAUAUAGGAGAUAAAGAGACAACUUCUCUUAAAGAAUUGAUAUUUAUUGGAUCACCAGUCGAAACGACCAAGAUGGAAAAUUUAAAAAAAAUCGGUAGCGAUUAA